CCCGGAGAGGUGCUGGUACUCAGUCCCGUUGAGUACCGGCAGAGGGGAGAGCGCUGCCCUCCUGACAGGAGUUUAGGAGGAAGCAGAGGGCGACGUGCACGGGCAUGGUGGGGAUGAGCACGGAGGCCAUUGCAGACCCCCCACCCCUGCACACUUUCUGACGUUGUGUUGUGAUGAGUUUUGGCCGGGCCGCUAGGAUGGUCUAACUGUGUGAUGUAUUGUGUCAUUCAGGUUACAGUAAUGAAAGGCAGCGCCAGAGACCAGCCCGCGGACGGAGAAGGCACGGCCAAGCGACCCAAGAGAAAGUGCCUGCAGUGGCAUCCGCUGCUCGCCAACAAGAUCCUAGACUUCUCUGAGGAGGACGAGGACGACGACGAGGAAGAGGAGGAGGAGGACAUCGACAAGGUCCAACUCCUUGAUGCUGAUGGUCUUGAACAUGAGGGUGAUGAAGCAGAAGACAGUGAAUCACCUGAACAGAGAGCUCGCCGACCAAUGAACGCUUUUCUACUGUUCUGCAAGCGUCACCGCUCCCUUGUGCGUCAGGAGCAUCCUCGACUGGAUAACCGUGGUGCUACAAAAAUAUUGGCAGAUUGGUGGGCCUACCUGGAUCCUAAUGAAAAGCAGAAGUAUACCGACAUGGCAAAAGAGUACAAGGAUGCAUUUAUGAAAGCACACCCUGGUUAUAAAUGGUGCCCUACAACAAAUAAACCAAUACAAGCCCAAUCUCCUACUGUGACAACAAGGAAGAAACUUUGGGCUUUUCCUCCAGACUCCAUUAAGGAAAUUCCAAGUGUCAAGAAAGAGUCUAAAGAAGAGGAAAUGCCACAGAUAAAUUUUGGCAUAGCAGAUCCAACACAAAUGGGAGGACUCAGCAUGUUGCUCCUAGCUGGAGAACACGCCUUGACUGCACACAAGGAUCAAGCUAUGACUGCACAAGUAGAGAGUACAGAGACAGAGGUAUCCACAACUAUUGCACAAUCAACAGAGUCCGAUUCUUUACAGCCGAGUAAGACAUCUGCACUUUUUGAAUUUGCAGAGAUUUCCUCCAGCACACCAAAUUUGGAGAUCUCAUCCCCUAAGCGAUGUGAGGAGUCUGCACUGUUCCAGUUUGCUGAGAUAUCAUCAAAUACUCUGCAAGUUAACAACCCAGAUCCUUCGAAAUGUUGUGAAAAAACAUCCCUCUCCCAUUUAGCAGAGAUUUCCUCAAGCGCAUCACAUUCCGAUUCAUCUGCAUCAGCAAAGCAGUGUGGGACAUCAGCAUUGUUUCAGCUUGCAGAGAUGUGUGUGGCGUCAGAAGCAGUGAAAAUGGAAAUUUCAGGAAAUAUCACUCCAGAGAAAUUGAAAGCUGUGGUGACAGAUGAAGACAUGAUUUGCAGCAGCCCGAAGGAAUGCUGUAAUGCGUGUCAAGAGGAAAGUUUUAGCGAUGUUAAAAUUAACAAACAUGACUCGCCUUCCCCAGAGCAUUUGGAUAUGCAUUAUUUUGGACUUCUAAAACGGGAAAAAUUUAAAAAGAAAAAGAAGAAAAGCAAAACGGAUCAUGAUUCGAUCGAGAAAGGGUCUCCAAAGAAGAGUUGUAAAAGGAGGCAGUCCUCGGAGUCAGAUAUUGAAAGUGUCAUGUACACAAUAGAGGCAGUCGCAAAGGGAGACUGGAGUGUUGAAACACCUUCAGUUUCUCCGUGCAAAAAAAUACAUUCAGCUGCUAGUCCAAAACAUAACUUAUCUGAAACUAAGAAAAAAAUUAAAUCAAAAGAGAAGAUAAAUGAUACAGCUUUAGAGACUACCAAAGACUUGAUAAAACCAGAGCCCAUAAAUACAAUGCUUGCCAUGGAAUUACCUAUUGAAGUACCUGAUGAGAUAAAGGAAGAACCACUAUCUCCUGCAGAGGACAUACCUAUGUUAUGUAUACAAGAAAUGCUCAAAACUGAAGACUGUGACAUUAGCAAAAAAGCUGAAGCCUGUGGGUCAAGGAAGUCUGAGAGGGCCUGUAAAGGGGCUCUCUACAAAACACUUGUAUCAGAGGGCAUGCUGACAUCAUUACGGGCCAAUGUUGACAGAGGUAAAAGAAACCCAGGAAAAGGGGGUUCAUCUGAUCACGAGGGCAGCUGGAAUGAUGACAACUGGUCACUUAGCCAAAGUGGGAAUAGUGGGACUAAAAAACUGAAGAAAGUAAAACCAAAGGAGGAAGGGCCUGCUGGUUUAGCAAAGCUGGAGGAGGAGUUUGAGAAGAAGUUUAAUAGCCUUCCUCAGUACAGCCCUGUAACAUUCGACCGCAAAAAUGCUUUCCAGAGGAAAAAGAAAAAAACAAAUAGUGGACAAACUGAGCAACAGAAAGGUGCUAUACAGUCUCAAAAGAAGCUAUUUCACAAAAUUGUAAGCAAAUACAAGCAUAAAAAGGAGAAGCAAAGCACAUUGGAUAAAGCCAUAGAAGACAAAAACAAUAAUGAUGACCCAAGGAGCAGUUCCAAUUCAGUUCCUCACAUUCCAGAACCUACUGCAAACCAUGAACCGCUGGUUGGAAGUCAAAAAAGAAAAGCAAGAAAAAAUAAAAUUACACAUCUUAUUAGGUCUUUGGAUUGUCAGUCGUCUUCCACUGUUAAAAGUCAAGAUGGAAAGAUUCCCACAAAUAGCUGCAACAUGGAGGGAACUUGCCAGGCAGAACUGACAAUCACAGAAGAAGCUGGCAUUGCACAGAACUGCAGUAUUACCCAGGACAUGCCGGCUGUGUCUGCUUUCUUUAGUCUAGCUGCUCUGGCUGAGGUAGCAGCCAUGGAAAAUGUUCACAGGAGUCCUAGGUCCACCCAUUCAAGAGAUGGCCAGAAGAAAGAAAUGCCCAAGUCUGCUGUGCUCAUCUCCUGUGCUGACCAAUAAAGCAUCACUUUAUGACAAGACUUUUCUCCAUAUUUAAAUCUAAGCCUUGAGCCUUACUUAGCAAGGCAGAAAUGAUCCAUACAAUGGGCAGAAAUAAGUAUGGGACCCUGAUUUCACUUGAAGCCAGAAGCUGUUCGUGGGGGCUUUGCCCAGAAAGCUUGACUUUUUCUUCUACUAAUGGAAACAAAUGGUUUGAUACUCACGCCAGCUUUCUACUAAGGCUAACAUUGAGAUGAUGGGAAAAGGAGGCCAUGUGUAUUGUGUCUCCAUGUAGAAGCUGUCGCAAGCAGCAGAGCGUUAUACUAGUUUCAUAUUAUAGUUAUGAAAAAGAAAAAAAAAUACUGAUGCACUGCACUAGUUAAUAGUUAUUCUUGGUCAUUUUUGUAAAUGAGGAUUUACGUUCCAAAAAUGGUUUAUAUAAUAGUUUAUGCUUACAUUUAUAAUAAGUUUAAAAGAUGUUCCAGGAAGACUUAAACCGUAGGCUCAGGUGUACCAUUUUUAGGGUUGUCGUAUGUCUGGUCUGCAACCCCUUGUCUUCUGCACUUCCAGUAACUUUUCUGUAGAAUACAGGUCCUGCUUCAUAUUCUAAGCAGCAUGCCACGUGCCAUAAACACAAACUAUUUCUAUGCCACCUAAUACUUAAUUUCAGCUCAAGGAUGGAUGUUAAAGCCCAAACUGCCACUUAAAUACCAGAUGUAUAUGUUCUACAAGCUCAGUUACAAGCCUUAAUAGAUAUUGAUUAGCUGUCAGUAUGGCAACAACUUCUAAGCCAUACAUUUCUCAUCGUUGGUUUAUUACUUCAAAUAAAAACACAGCAUUCCUAUGUAAAACUGCAUUGUAUACCCUACCUAUAUAUGUGUAAAAUUUCAAACGGAUAUCUUUUGUCACUGAGCAGACCGUUGGAUAACGGCCUCUAAAAUAAUGGCAUCUUAGAAUCCUGGGAAAUUUUACUUAUAUGUGUACAAUUAUUGCCAAUUAUUUUACAUGGGAGUAAUACGUGUUACUGUCAAUGCUACCAUAUAACUGGUUAAUAUUUUGCUCAUAUUUGAUGGUAUUUAGCAUUGUGGCAUAUCUUUUUAGCUUUUUUUUUUCCACAGUUAAUUUAUAAAUUGAUAAAAAUAUUUUAGCUGUUUACUGAUGCUUACAGAUCAGGGAUAGCUAGUGGCCAGGAAAGUAAAGUAUUAACUAUGCACCAUUGUUGGCAUUAGGGGUUAGGUUUUUCUUAAUACCCCUUAACUAUAUUAACAUUAAAUAGAAAUUAUAAAUCAUUUAAAUUCACAUUAAUACAGCUGUUGCAUAGUCUAAUGGCCUUAAGCCAUAAAAAAUAUAUCUAUAUAUAUUUUCCCGUUCUAUUUGGCACUUAACAUGGAUUGAUAUAAAUUAUGUGAAUAGGUGAAUCUGUAAAUUAGAUGAAUAGGUUAAAAAAUUGCUACUCCUAAUUUAGCCUGGCCACAUACGCUAUUAUAUUGGUGCCGAUUUACUCAAGCCAGCUCAAUGCUGGUGAGUUUCUAAUACUUCCAACGUGACCAUAUAAUUUGCAUUAAUUUCAAGCAUACUUGGGGUUAUGUUUCCACAUGACCUCUAUCUGGCAGAUUGUCCAGGUUUCCAUCAGGUGACUAUCUCGAACCCAAUAGGAUCUGGCUGCUGUUUUUGAGCACCAAAUAGCUGGAUUUUUUUUUAAAGGAUUAGCCCAAAUUAUUCAUGACCUAAAAUAUAACCUGUUGCUGAAUGGUUUCUAACUAUGUGUAUUCCGCUUAAUUUGAGAAACCUACAUUUUAAAAGCAAUAGCAGGUGCUCAUGUAUCCAGUGUAGAUUUAUUGCUGUAUUCAAGAAAAUAAUGCAAGUGCCCCAGGGAAAAGUGAAGUUAUCUUCUUUCAAUGUACAGUGAUAGCACCAUUUGGGUUCCUUUUGCAAUACUACACUGACCCAAAUUUUGCUUUGUGCAUACUUGGUAGAAAAUAUUAUAAAGUAUUUAUAAAAUUAUUGUGUUUUUUUUUUUUUUUUUUUUUUUACAAUUGGCUAUUUUCCACUUUUGUGAUGCAGCACAAUCUUUUAUAGAGUUUACUAGUUUUAGUGAUAGUGUUGCAUUGUGCUGUUUUUAUUAUGAUCUUAUGAAUUGUACAAAUAACUUUAUUUUGUUAGAGCGAUAAGCAACUCUUUCUUUUUAAAAAAUAUUUUUUUCUUUCAGUUACACCACUUGCUUCACUAGUUGUAUAUUAAUUGGCUUUCUAAAUGCUCUAUUAUAUGCUCAUGUAAGAACCUAAUGUUUAUUUCCAUUGUGCCCAAUGUAAAAUACUCAAGUUUUUUUUGUUCUAAUUAAGAGUCCAGAGACUCAAAUAACCUGAUUUAUUAAGAUGUGAAGUUGGACGUGAAUUCAAAAAUGUUAAACUUUGCUAUGUUUGGAAAAUUUAGAAAUAUUAAUUGUGCCUAAACAGUACACUGAAAAUGUACCUUUUGUCUUGAACAUUUACUAAAAACAGCUUGAUACUUCCUUCAAAGCUUAGGUACUCCUGUGCCUACAGCCUGUGAGUUUAGGGUACUUCUGCCUUUUACUGCUAGGAAAUUUGGAGUGAGUGUUGGUGAUGUAACUACUGUGCUGCUCACUGAUCUCCCUGCUGGAGGCUCUGACAUAAGGGAAGCAAAAGCCCUGCCUCUAAGCACCGUGCAGAACGAGGUGUGAUAAUUCAGUAAUUAAAAAAGAUGCACAGGGAAUACGGGUGAUUAGUUCUUCAUCUUCUGCCUGUCUUUAUUUAGGCACAGCUUCCACAGAGUUCAGCUUCUAGUGAUUACUUCAAACAGCCAAUUAUCUGCAGGAGAAUUAAAGAAUUUCUGCUUCACGUGAUUGAGUGUUUGAGGGAGACACAGGUACACGUCGCCACAUAUCACACCUUGGUAAAUGAGGCUCAUUAAAUGUUGUGUCACUGUAUUCUUUAUAGACAAAUGCAGGUACAAAUAAUCAGUUUAUCACUGGAUGGUUAUUUUCUUGACCACUAAGCAAUAUCAAAUUUGGCAGAACGUGGAGUUAACCUUUUGAUUUUGUGGCAGACAAGAAAGUUCCAGGGCAACUGGUUCACCUAACAGAGGGACAGGAGCCAUAUGUUUUUUUCUAGGGGGCCCAGAAGAGACAGUAACCCUACCUGUGCACUUCCUGAAUAUGAAUUUAACAGACACUCAAGAUUACCUGCUUAGAAUGUUUUUAAACUGAUAAUAGCUAUAUUGUGUUAGACACUUGGCACAUUUCAUUGCCCUUCCAUGUUAGAGACAUGAUGAGAUGUUUUGAAUUAUGAACUCAAGGUUAUAGUGAAGGAACAGGCAAGUUGGCAUAGGUGUUUAAAUGUAGAUGCAUUUAACAAGUUCUCUCACUUUACAGAUACUUAUAUUUAGCCUAUCUAUUGAAAAGUGUUGUUACUGGUCAUACAUGUGUAAAUAUAUAUGUGCAGCCAGUAUUCUUCCUGCUCACAAAGUAGUGUGGAGACUUUGGACCUUCUCCUUUUAGAAACGGCUCUGUGUGCAAAACAACUGUAAUUGUGCACCAAGUACUAAUGAGCAUUUUUAAACGCUACAAACCCCCUUGUACUAUUUAGCACUUUUAGCACUACAUUUCGGACCACCGAGUCGCUGUUAGAAAUUUGCCACUUCCUGAAUCCUAAUUAGCUACAAUCCAAAAAUCUAUUAGUUUACUAUUAUUAAUUUCUCCCAGCACCUUAACAAUGGUACAAGUGUAUUUUGUUCCAGAAUUCCCUUAUAUAUCUAUUUUUGUCUGAAUGAUUCCAAAUAACAUUUCAAGAUUUCUCCUAGAUAUUUCUGUAUAACUAUGGUACCUUUGUAAAAGGAAAGAAAAAAAUAUCCUUAUUUUUAUGUGAACAAUUGAGUUACUAAACCUAAGUGGCUUUCCCUUAGAGUAGUGUAGUGACUGUUUUCUGAAACUUUUGUAGAUAUUGCUUAAUUUUUAAGCUGCUAGGCACUAAAAGUAGCAGAAAUCCUGCAAAGCUUUAGUUAGAUUUUGAGAUAUUUGCCAUUGAUGGCUCUAAAUAUGUGAUUUUCAGUAGUUAUAUUUGCUAAUGCACUGAAUCUUUUAGGCAAGGCAAUGUUAUAAUCAGGUAACAAAUGAUUAGCACAGAUGUUCAACAUUUUACACCGUGUCCGGCUUUGUGUGUUUGUAUAUGUCAUAUGUCUCUCUCCUUUAACCCAGAGCUGGUCUGAGACUGUAAGAUUUUCAUGCAAAAAUGAUAUUCAAAUGACCCUCUCAUUGCACCUUUAAAGGAGAGCUCCAGACAAUACAUAAAAUUAAGCAGUAACCGCCAUGUGUCUGUAUUUGUUCCUUUUAGAAUGAAAAAAUAAUACUUCCUGAAGUUUUCGGAUUGUGGCAAAAAGAAAACGGCACCCUGUGUCUCUGCUUGGUUCCAGAUAAAAAAAAAUUGCCAUUAUAAACAGUCCAUUUUACAGUAAACUCUUUCCCAUCAAUAGUGCAUGUAACUAAACAUUAUGCAAGUACACUGAUUUAUCAGUCUGUAGUUCUCCUUUAAUGCAGCGAGAUGUCAUCUAGUGACUUUUCAUCCAAGGAUCCAAUUUGGCUAUCCUUGCUCUGUAUCAUCUUAAGGGGAUUCAAACCUUACAUUGGAUUUGUAGUUUAAAUAUUACAGAUCAGCAAUUUCUUGUGGACUUUCCAUAGUUUCUAUGAAGGCUUUGGUUAGACUAAAGCUGUUAGAGUUUGAUAUGGCACAUAACUUUGUUUCUUUUCUAUACUCUAUGUACAAUCAUUUUACCCCAUCCUAGAGCCAAGUUACAUUUCUUUAACAGGUGAGAUGGCCCUUAUAAUAUUGUAUCCUUAAACUUCCUACAAACCUCAGUCAGUGGUUGGUCAUCCUGCAUAGCUGGCUGUUGAAUGAUCUUUUGUAUGCAUUGAGCCAACAUGUAUGUUUGUGCCUAUAGAGGAGAGAGGGGAGUGUGGCAGGCACUGGUCUGUUUCAAAGGAAGCAGUCGUGGUCAGGAAAAUUUCAGUUUUUGCUGAGUUAACUUUCAUGGUUUGUAUAUAACAUGAUUCACCAAUUUGACUAUAACCAGUCAGCUUGUGCAAACAUUCUUUAAGGAUGUAGCCAGGCAACAAAUAGGUGCAUAUCACCGGGGGUCAAUACAGUGAAUGGCUAAGGUCCAUAACCAAGUUGAAGAUCAGAUCUAGGAUGGCAACUGAGUUUGCACAUAAACUGUACAGAGUAUGCGCUUUAUGCAGUUCAUGCAUUUUUCUGCACUAGAACAGCUAAGACGUUUUUGGAGGUUUGAGUCACUUUAAAUACACAGAGCUUGCGUAGAGCACAACUUUGUUUACCACAAUGUUCAUUUGAUCAUUUUCACAGCAAUGCCAUUGUUUGCAAUCAGUCUUUGGCAAAAUAAUUGCACCUUAUGAAUCUUUAAAAACCAAAACAGAAAUCUUAUCUGCAUCCAUUACUGCAAUGUUUGUUUACCAAAUAAUGAACAUCCUUGUGUUUGCAUGCAUGUACUGCAUCCCUAGUUAAUUUCUGGACUUGAACCUGUACUGUAAGAAAGUUGUGCUUAUUUCAAAAUGGGCUCUAGGCAGUAGAGCUCUCGCCUCAUGCAGUGUUCCAUUCAAUGUUUUGCUUAUUAUGUUUGCUUUUACUUUUGUUCACACUGUGGUUUUUACCACAUCAGGCAGUGUUCCAGAGAUUCCAGAAGAAUCAGGUUCUUAUCCAAAAAUUAGAUUCCAUUUCAGCGACCAAAAUCAUUCAUCAUACUUGUUAGUUAAACAUGACAUGUUUGACAAUGUUCCCAUCCUAAUGCUGUUCUCCUGAAUUGAAUUUAUAUUUAUUAAAUAACAAACUAAUGUUUUAUACAGCUGUAAUGAUCUUAUUUUGUUCCCAGUCAAGCUCUGUGUGGAUUUAUUAAAACUGAGCUGGUAAUAAAAAGUAAAAAUAAUAAGCUGCAAAUUGGUUUGGGUUAUCACUCUAUAUAAUAUGGUCCUCAAAUCUGAUCAUUUUUUGCAAUAUUUGUAUGAUGUACUCACUAUUUGAAAUUUACUUAGGAUUACAUGUUUAAGUAUAAUUUUAAACAUUCUUUACAUAGUUUGGAACCGUGGGACUCUUUAAAAACUUAGUAAGAAUGGCUCCACUGUAGUCAAUGUUGGAUUUUAUUUUCUAAACUGUACUAAAAUUGAUAUUUGGAAUCUGAUUGCGAGCAACACUUUUGCAGUAGCAGUUGUGAAUAAGCCCACAGGUAAACCUCUGCAUUAGACAAUAGUACUGAUUUAUUAAAACUAGAGAGGAGAAAAUGUAUGUUGUGUUAAUAUUGCCCAUACCAGCCUUCCCUGUUUUCGGUACCAUUUUUAAACAUACUUGAUAAAUGACCCCUUAAGAUGAGCCUAAGCUCUACAGACACCUUGCCAGCCCUCUCUCGCUACUCCUUCCCCCAACAAAACCAGUGACAAUACCUGAUGUUUCUUGGUGUGGGGGAGCCGGUGAUCUUCUCCCAUGAUAGGGCCCAGGGCUAGAAGGCAAUUGCUAACUUCAAUUGCUAUCACUGCUUUAUUCAACAUCCGGCACUAGCAGGUGAUGGGAAUUUUGUGCUGGCUGUGAUAAAGGCAGCAACAGCAAUUGGAGCCCUGGAAAAGUAUGUAAUGGGGGUUUGGGAGGUGACCUUUACAAAGACUGCCAUUUUCCCCUAAAUUGGCUAGUGUAUUACGUUGUAAUUUUAAGCGACAUCCCUUCCUGGCACUAUGCCCUGCACAAUGACUUGCACACAGACAGCACUGACACUUUUUCUUUCUGCAGUUUUAUUUUAUAAACUAACCCUAAAAUGUUGCAGCUGCUAGGACGUAGACUCCUCAUGAAUGACUAAAGUGUGUACUUGAUAAACCAGGCUCCAUGUAAUGAAAUAUAAAUACUCCAUCGCCUACUUCAUAUUAAUGACUACCAACCAAUAAUUGAUAUUAAUUUACAAUAGACUUCCAAUAAUGAAUUACAAAAGUCUUCAACUUCAUCAUUAAUAGAUUAUGGGUGAUAACAUAUGCUUAGAUUUGGUGCUAAAAGAAUGGAUUGAAUCUCUAGUAUUAGCUAUUUUCCCAAUAUCUUGGUAGAUAUGAUUUUUUCCUUAAAAAUGCAGAAAGCAUUAUCCUAGUACACCACCUCUCACAAUAGUUGGAGACACAAUUGGCCUAAAUACAUUUGUACUAUAUUUCACACAGAGAAUAGAUGCAUUGGAAAGCAGAUUUUUAGAUGUAACGCUAAAAGUGGCAACCUGACCUUGCCUUAUGGGCUUAACCCUGCAACAAAACUUUUGAGCUGGUAAGUAAAACAUUUGCUAAUGUUUAUUAUAAUUAAUACCUAAAUAUCUAAUGAUAUGCCUAAUUAUAAGCAGGAUUCAAUAAGCUACUAGGUAACACCUGUAUAACUGCCAUUUCAUUUCAUCCUAAAAAAUUGCAACUCUACUUUUUUUUUUUUUUUUUUCCCUUUUUUAUAUUGUGCCUAACAUGGCUGAAAUUUCAGAGAUGUCCAUAUGAAACCACGGUUAACUUCUCUGUGUGCAGAUUUAUAAGCACUUCAGAUGAAAACAUUAUUAACUAUUCAUCAAGGCACCAGUUUUGGUUCUCUGUAAUCCCCCCCCC
Rana temporaria (common frog) is the source of this 10483-nucleotide messenger RNA. It is a transcript of the gene BBX, whose product is annotated as BBX high mobility group box domain containing. Bases 214 to 2868 code for a protein of 884 amino acids. The record is from RefSeq and is a predicted model, not a curated record. The transcript has 15 exons. Gene Ontology annotation, biological process: regulation of transcription by RNA polymerase II. Gene Ontology annotation, cellular component: nucleus. NCBI's taxonomy places the organism in Eukaryota, Metazoa, Chordata, Amphibia, Anura, Ranidae. Gene Ontology annotation, molecular function: RNA polymerase II transcription regulatory region sequence-specific DNA binding; DNA-binding transcription factor activity, RNA polymerase II-specific.